Lodderomyces oxycetoniae is the source of this 2358-nucleotide messenger RNA. RefSeq names its product Csr1p (gene CSR1). Bases 1 to 2358 code for a protein of 785 amino acids. Gene Ontology annotation, cellular component: nucleus. The record is from RefSeq and is a predicted model, not a curated record. NCBI's taxonomy places the organism in Eukaryota, Fungi, Ascomycota, Pichiomycetes, Serinales, Debaryomycetaceae. Gene Ontology annotation, biological process: regulation of transcription by RNA polymerase II. The transcript has a single exon. Gene Ontology annotation, molecular function: RNA polymerase II cis-regulatory region sequence-specific DNA binding; DNA-binding transcription factor activity, RNA polymerase II-specific.
AUGCAAAGAAACAAGCCAACUGUAAUAAUGCAAAGAAACAAACCCACUGUAAUAAUGGCGGAAUCCCAAUUGUCGCUGACCGAUAAUGAUUCAAUCACUUUAUCCGAGGCAUCGUCCUCGGCAAAUACAUAUAUCGGUACAGAAUUCACCGCUUCCGGUACAGUUGCACCUAUGCUUGAGUCUCAAGUCUUGACACAUGGGUAUGUUCAUGGACAUAUACAUCUACAUCGUAACCAUACUCAUAUACACGGUCAUAUCCAUAAUCAUGACCACGACCCCCAUUUUAGCUCAUACGGAUCAUUCGCUACAAAGCAACAAGAAACUACAACAUCAACAACUACCAAUACUAAUACCAAUACCGACGCUACACAUCAAGUCCAACUUACGCAGCCUCAGGCGUCAAAUUUGAAUAGGGACGAGUUUUGUACAGAACUCGACAACAUUGCUCGCUGCAAUGAUGUGUUUUGUGAAGAUUUGGAUGAUUGCUUCUUUUUGAAUUGCAACGAUAACAAAACUUCAGAGGAAUGUAAUGCUGAAUGCCAUCAUCCCGAAUGCAGUGAGCUGUCACUUGGAGAAAUUGCUAGUAUCUGCUGUGACAAUAUCGAAUGUGCACUACCUGGAAGUGCCGAAACGAGUUUAGGUCGCCACUACACUUUUCAAAAUAACGGAGUACUAAACGAGUGCCGCUUGAAUGAGAAAAUAGAAUGCUGCAAUGAUCCAAAUUGUCCAGACAUAGACGCCAACAGCAACGGCAACGGAUCAUCAUGCACUGAAUUAAACUGCAAUCUUAACGGAGCAAACUCGCCAGUGCACUCCAGCAAGGACAACCUCUGUGAUUUUCAAAUGUCAAAGCGUCCCAUCUUUGAAAACUUGAUUAACAACGUUAAUCAAAAUUUACAAAUGCAAUCUACUACAAGCCUUGAAGAAGAAGAUACAGGGCGCUCACUAAAAAAGGCGAAACGAGAAUUUCAGAAUGAUUUCAAAAUACAUUUCCCUCAUGCAUGCCACCCGGAGGAUGUGGAGAAGUCGAGUAAGCGUCAUCAUACCCAUCAAUCAUGUUUCCAUACAACAAUUCCAAAUAGCACAAAUCUAUCUUCUAAAAAUGAUCGCUUUAUGUCAGAUUUUGAUUUCAUAGUUCAGUUCAAUAACUUUAACAGUAUGAUCGACAACGACAAUGACAACGACAACAACACCACUAACGCAAAAGGGCAAAAUCCUCAAUCAAACUCUGAAAUAGCUGCAUCCUCUUCAUUGCAGUACCCUUGCCAAUGGGAGCAUUGUUUUAAAAAAGUGAGCGAUGAAGAUUUCAUGGAUCAUAUGGGAAAUCAUCUAAGCCAUGAUUUUAUUUGUGCUGAAAAGUCUACAUCUUAUCAGUGCGAAUGGACCAAUUGUAACUAUUCGGACCAGAGUCUUGAUGCUUUAUGGGGCCAUUUGCAAACUCAUAAGCGUCCUCAUAUAAACUUGCAAACAUUGCCACUGCAAGCAAAUGUGAAUCUGAAUCUGAAUGUGAAUGUAAAUGUGUUGAGUCCGUAUUCUUCUUCAAGCAUAAAUUUAGCCAAUGAACUGCCCGCUGAGGUGAGGUCUUUGUCUACGAGCCCAUCAACUAAUGAGUUAAAUAUCACGUCUAUGAAAAUAUCGCCCAAGGGAAAGGAAAAGGGAAAGGGAAAGGAAAAGGGAAAAGGCCCUGGUGCUAACACGGUUUCAUUUGCUUCCGGAUGCUGCGCCUCGGCACCCGAGUUUCGUUGCCAAUGGAAUGUGUACACGGGAGAGGAUGGGAAAGUAGUACCAUGUAACACCUGCCAUAACUCCCAAGGGGACCUUCAAGAGCACAUUAUUAAUGACCACAUUGGUUCAGGAAAGUCAACCUAUGGAUGUCGUUGGAUAGGUUGCAAAAGACAUAAUGGUAAAAUAUUUACUCAACGUCAAAAACUAUAUAGACAUAUCCAUGUGCACACAAAUUACAAGCCCUGUAAGUGCCACAUAUGCGGUUCCGCAUUUGCAGUGGAAACAAUGUUACAACAACAUAUACGAAUACAUUCAGGUGAGAAACCAUUCAUUUGUAGUGUAUGUGGUAAAAGGUUUGCUACAAGCAGUUCAUUAUCCAUCCACAAUCGAGUCCAUACUGGAGAGAAGCCUUUGAAAUGCAAAUGGCCAGGGUGUACCAAGAGUUUCAGUGAAAGUUCCAAUCUCACAAAACAUAUGAAGAUACAUUCAAAGAAAUUCGAUUGCGAAGAAUGCGGUACAUUAUUUGAUAAAAAAUAUGAGCUUGAACGUCAUCUUCAAAGAAAUCAUCCACGAGAGCAAAAUAGGCCACAGAUCAAUAUGAAUCUCUUGAAAUCUGAGCCAAAGAGCGUGUAA